UCUUUAGUCGUCGAAAGUUUGACCAACUUUCUUAAUUACAGGUGUGUCAGUCAAUAACGUACCUGUUUAUUAAGACAGGCAUACACAUUUAAAAAGGUGAGCAAAUAUAUCUCCUAUCACCGUGUUACAAAUUUUAUUAGAGGAAAAGAAAGAAGGACGCUAUAAAAUAAUUAUUGUUUCAUAUCUCAGAAAGUAAUUACCUGUGUACAACUUUUUAUCUCACGUGUCCUAAAUAAUCGUUCAAAGCAAUCACAACGAAGUAACAACUAUUCAAAAUGGCGCUUUUCAUUAAUCGUUUCUUCUGUUGGAGUUUAGAGACGGCCACAUUCGCUGGUUACGUCUAUGCUUUGAUAACAAUAUUUUUCGCUCUAAUUUUGCGUCUUCUAGAUCUCGGAGCUAUUGGCACCGACUUCGAAAUUAGCAAAGGUUUUCAUACCAAUUGGAGGUCACAUUCCUGGGAAAGUUUCCUGUCUUGUGAUGUCAUAAUGGUGAUAUGUCACAUUGCCGUAAUGUUUCUCAGUUUGUUUAUGAUCUUCCUCACCUCACGUCGACAUUUUCUCAUCACCCUCAACUGGACAAAAGCGUUCGUUGUCAUCUUUGGUUGUUAUACUUUCAUCGAAUUUGGCAUUUCCAUUUUUGAGUUCUCUUACUAUCGCAUGUACACCUUCCGACUGGCCUACGUUGUAUUCAUUUGGUUGUACUGGGUAGUCAGGACUAUAGCAAACAUCACAAUGACCGUAGUUAUUUCUUCAAGACACACUCAGAUGAUCAACCAAGUCGAACAGGAAUUACGCUUCUCUGGAGGAUUUAAAAAAGAUUAUUUCUAAGUUUUCACUAUACAUAUAUAUAUAUACAAAAAAAAAUCACCAAAAAAAAACACUAUUAAUUGUAAUUACAAUAAUAUGUAUUACAAUACAUUAGUACUUUUUCACAACACAACUGAACCUCGCUGAACUACCUGUAUCUUCUCUUACAUAUACAGACCUAGAAAAGUUAUGGUUCAUAACUUUUUGUAUAUUGCGUACAAUUACUUCUCUGCCAAAUCAAACAUUCUUGGGGGUUUGUUUUUUUCCGUGAAAAAGAAGUGUAGGACGACUGUCUGAACAAUAAUAAAGUAUGAAUAAAUCGCUCAAAUAUUCUGAAAGAGCGCUCCCUGUUUCUUCUACAUAAAUUUUCAAGGAGCAAUGACAGUCCUAAUUAAAAUUUCUCUCGUUAAACCGCACACCACUUUCCUUGCUAUUUUGCCAACUUUAUUGUUUCUAACUUGAAAAGUAAAAAAACCCCACAAAACUAUUGAUAGCAGGAAUGUUCUCCCCAUCCCCAAGUUCCUCACUGAUUUUUAAGAUCUCUUGGUCAAAGAUGCAGAAACGAAGAUAUAAACGAUGUUUACAAUAUUUUUGUAAUGUGAUCAACAAAGGUAUAAUCCCUUUACGUAGUAAUUAUUAUUAUUAUUAUUAUUAUUAUUAUACUACUGUUUCUUUAUCUUUUAUUUUUUCAAAUUCCAAGAAAUAAUUUUGCUUUACUCGUUUCUUUUACCUGUUGCUAUCAACUAAAGACUCUCUCUCUCUCUCUCUCUCUCUCUCUCUCUCUCUAUAUAUAUAUAUAUAUAUAUAUAUAUAUACACACACACACCAUGCUCUUUUGUUUCACUUCAGCUUUAUUCUCCUUAUUAUUAUUAUUAUUUAGUAUCCUUUGUCACAAAAGACACUAAAAUAAUAAUAUAUUUAAUGCUUUUUAUAGUAAACGAAGAUGUGUGUGUGUGUGCACGCAUUCCAUUUGUUCUAACAGGUUUUGAAAAUAUAAACGGU
Molecule: messenger RNA, 1808 nt
Organism: Octopus bimaculoides (California two-spot octopus)
Lineage: Eukaryota; Metazoa; Mollusca; Cephalopoda; Octopoda; Octopodidae
Source: RefSeq, a predicted model, not a curated record